GCAGCAUGUUUCCUGUGGCUCAAAGGAUGCCCCAGGCCUGCCCAGCAGGUGCCUCCUUCCCUCUCCCCACGGACAGCCCCUCCCAGUGGCCGUGGCUUCCUUGGAGUGACAUGUCUGUUCCCCUUGGACAGCAUGACAACUUUCUCUCUCUUGCAGGAGGGGCCAUGACCAGGCCCCCAGUGUUACCUCCCCAGUGGCUAACUGGGGCCAAUGAUGCUAUGAAUCUGUAACCUGACUCACCCUGCUCCUGGGCCUGGAGCAAGGGCUCCAGGUGCCAGGUUGGCAGCUGAUGAAGUAUUUGCUCUGGAGGUGGGGGGCCUGGCUAGGAGGCUUCUGCCACCCUUUGAGUCCUGAAGUCCUUGUCCCCCAGGGGACCACACAGCAAUACUUGGGUGGUGGCUAUGGGGCUGGCCUACAGCAGCACCUGCCACCACCUGUGGUGCAUUUGUAACCAGUUUCCAAAUUGCAGGAGGAAAUUGUGUUUAUCUUCUAUCAUGUCAAUGGAUACCCUGGGGUGAGUGGCCUAUUGAGUCAGAAGGAACCCAGGGAAAUAGCUAUGGCACGGAACCUCCCCCACAGGAUGCUCAGAAUGGCAGCAUAGAGCAGGCCUGUGAGUGGGAGCCCUGUAGAGCAGGGACAGGGGCUGUCCAGAUGUCUUCCUGGGUGGUUCUGACUGUAUCUUCAGCUCACUGGGGGUCUGUAGUGCCAUAAUGGGGCUGCUUCUGUCUGUUGGGUGUAUCCACUGAGCGUUCAUUUCUAGCUCCUCCACUCUCAGAGCAGAGCAGGUGUCCAUGUUUCAGGGCCUGGUUCAGGAUCCAGAAUUCCCAAGACUCCUGAUGUUCCCUGAAUUCUUAAACCAUCAACUCUCUACUCCAUUCCCAACACCUGGAGUUCUGCUUCCACCUCUGCCCAGCAGAAUCCAGCCCAGGUGACCAGAGUGGCCCCUUGGUCAGCCUUGGCAGCUCAGCCUGUACCCAGUACCUUGUGGACUGGGAAAUUGGGCUCAUCAGCCACCCAGGGGUGCUAUCCAUCUGCUCCUCCCUGCCACCAGCAGGGGUGUGAGGGGUGGUCCACAGGGGUUUGGGCUGGUGCUAAGAGUUACAUAUCCAUUCCUCCCUCACCUGCUCCCUGCCAUUUGCCCAGACUGGAUGUUACUGGUGGCCACAUGGACCUUCGGGACCAUUGUAUUGUCUGUGGAAGGAAGUUGGACCAGAACAGCCACAGCCCACACCCCCGUCCUCCAUCUCUGCUGGCCUAUGCCCACAUCCAUGUGGGUCUCUUGGUGCUCAGUGGCUGAGCGUCUGGAACCCUGGGCUCAGGCUUGGGUCCCCACCUCACUAGGAGGCAUCCCACACAUACCAUGCCCUUCCGUCCUGCUUCAGGCCUAGCUGGCCUGGGAGGAGAGGCUGUGGAGAGCCUGCUUCUUCAACUCAUCCUGGUGGUGAUGGCAAGUUAUUUGAGCUUGAGUUCCUGGAUGGAUGGACCAUGCACCACACUAUGACCUGAGGGCUCCACCCUUUGCCCUCCUGUCUGCCCCAACCAUCCAGUCUCUCUCUGGGUCAGAGAGACCCUGAGACCUACCCACCCCAUAUUGCCUGCACGGAGAGUCCUUACCCCAGGCCAGCAACCGUGGCCCCAUGCAGGGCACUAGGGCAGGUUCCGUGCCAGAGUCUGGGGCCAUUCAGGGGGCCUGGUGCUGGUACAGUAGGUACAUUAUAAGACCCAAGCUGGAGAGUGAAAAGGGGCCCCCACCCACCUGUCCUUCAGGUGGGGCUGUGCUGUGUCAUUCUGUCAUUGUAAUAUAAAUACAGAUUUUUAUACCUCACCCUCUGGCUUCCAGUUCUUUCCAUUACCCUGCCCUGCUUUGCUCUGUUCCCCCAACCUUCAACUAGAUGGCUUGAGCUCGAGGGCACCUGCGUCAUCCUGGCACUUGGAGAUCAGUCCUAGCUGCCCUGUCCUUAGCCUCUGCUGUCUGGGAGACCUGACAGACCCCACUUACCAGUCACUCCUGGGGCCCCACUGUCAGACCUGGAGUUGAAUGAAGGUGGGGUUGAACCCCCACACACACCAUGUGCUCACCUGUAUGCCAACAGGUGCUUGUGUUGACCUUCACACUUUGCCCUAGCCCUGACCUGAGGCACUGCCAGGACCAGGACGACUCACCCCUUAGGGGUUUCUGUGCCUGCCAGGUAUCUUCUUUGCACAAAAGCUGCUGCUUUCAGGACUGCACCCUGAGAACUCUGUCCUGGUCUUGCCCCCAGCAUCCCCAGAAUGACUUGGGCAUGUUUUCGCUGCCUGCUUUCAGGACCUGCCAUGUGAAGGUGGGGGUGUGGACAGCUAUCUGCUGGUGCUGGUGGUAAGCAUGGGGAGUCAGGCUCCUGUUGUGCCCUCAAGGGAGAAGCUCUAAGUUGUAAGGUCCUGUGUAGUGGGGAGGGUGGGCCACAGGGAGACUGCCUGCUGCCCCACAGGGAGGCUCUGACCUAUUGGAGGGAGCACCCCUCACCCAGGAGAAGAGAUCCUCUGAAAGACUAGCUACCCUGAAAGAAGAGUGCACCAACUCUCCUGCCAUGUAAGUGCAAUGGAGGGAGAAUGUGUGGCAUCUAGCUCUGUGGAGUUGAUGGAGGCAGGAGGCCAGACAGGGACCUCCUGAAAGGUUGGGGUCAACACUGGAUCCAUGGCAGGGCCCACUGGAGAUGGUCUGAUGGGACCUGCCUGCAGGUUUUGGAGUGGCCUUGUGAGAGAAGCUGUGGAGCCCUCUGGUGAUUCUGAGUCCUCCCCCACUUCCCCAGCAGGUAGCAGUGAACUCUGGGACCCCAGAUGCAAUUAGUGGGGGCAAAAGAAGGUAGUUCCUGCUGGGAACACCACUGGGGCUUAAGAACUGGAGGGAUUUUGGUGUUGAUGUAAAUGUGAACAUUUGAAUUCCAAAUAUUAUUAUGUGUUAGAAUCUUUACCACCACCAGUUCCUGCUGGGGUAAAGGGUGCCAGGGCUGUGCUAAGCACUUCAUAUAAUUAGCUUAUAAUUGGUGUGGUCAUGCUGAGGUAGUCUCAUAGAUAGAAAACAGAGACCCAGGGAAAGUACCCUUUCUGCAGUUCACCUAGCCAGAGGGUGGUGGGCCUGCCCUGCCCUCCUAGUCCUUCAGAUCCCCCUGCCACAUUAAUCUCUACAGUCCUUCACACUGGCUGGAUUAUACCAGCACCCCCAAAUGGGAUGCUUACCUGCAUCCCAACCUUCUCCUCCUCUCUUCUUGGCUGUCAGUGACCCCAAACUGGCCCUACUGCUCACCUCCCUAUAGUCCUCCUCUGGGUUUCCUUCAUCCCUGGGAUUGAACCCAAACACCUGCUCUUUCCUGUCUUUCACCUCAACUCAGCCCCUUGCCCCGCCCUCUGCCCUCUCUGCCUCCAUGAUCUCACAGCUCAUCAGGCCAGGUCUGCUCUGUGGAGUGUGCCCUGAGCCCUCUGUGUCCUUUCCCAUCACAAUUUUGCUGGGAUUAUGGUGCGCAAAUUAGGCGUUUGUCUAGUCUGGGCUAAUUGCUCCUUCCUCCUUUGCCAAUCCCUUUGACCAGGCAGCACAAGGCACACUGGCCUCAGGUGUGCACACUGGCCCCACAGGGAUCUUUCCAGCAUGGAAAUGGGUUAUGCAGUUCACCUGGGGAGCUGCAGUAGCUCUCAGCCCCUUUCCUCACUGCCUUCAGCCCCCUCAGCCUGUCCCAGGCUCCUCAGACCCACCAGCCCUCUUGGUCUCACUCCUCCUGGCUCCAAGGAUCCUCCACCAGUCACUGUGGUGGCCUCCUUCCUGAUAGUGCUGACCAGAACCCAGUCCUGAGUUUUCACCUUCAUCACAUGAAUGCCAGCAUGAUGGAAAACAAAUUCAUUCUUCCUCUACCCUCCUCCAACCCGUGAUCUAAACAAGGUCUUCCAUUUUCUUCUUAAUAGGAAGAAUAAGAAGAAACGUCACAUUAUCACAAUCUCCCAGAGCAGGUUCAUUGACCAGCAGGCCCCAGGGCUUGCCAGCUCCCUCUGCCCUUCCACAAUCCCCUGUUGCCUUGUGCCAGCUCGAACCUCCAUCUUUUGUCACUUCUGUUACUACAGAAUAAAACUUUUAACACAUGUCUGAGAAUGUCACUCCCCAGCUUAAAAAAUGCUCCUUCCCUAUUGCUUGGAGAACAGAGUCACACCACCUCCACUGAAAACUACAACUAAAAACAAUCUUUAACAUGGCAUUAUUACUUGCAAAGUUUGACAACAACCCAAAAAGACUGUCCAAAACCUUAGAUAGUUUUUAAUAUUGAUAGGAGGAAAAAAAAGUUUCCACCAGGAAGGAAAAAAGGCAAAUAGUAAAAACAUUAGUCUUCACGGCCCUGUGUUUAGGUCUGGUUAGUUCAUUAUAUUCUUAUGGGCUAACCUAGGGAGAAUUAAUUCCUGGGUCCCCUCUACUUUCUGGCACCAUUGAAACCCCAAAUGAUUUUGAUUGGAAGAAAGAAAGCUUGCCUUGGAAAUAUUUGAUUUCUUAAAUUCCAAAUAAAACCCUAAGAAAACUUUCCAGGUCUGUACAGUUACCCCUCUUUCAUUUGUUAUUUGUACUCUGGGAGCUGAUGCUGUUAUAAUUUUUACUUUGUUUUUAUGGCCCCACAAACACCCUUCAAACAAAUAACUGCCCAGCAACUCAAAAUCACAUGGAGAGUUUCUGGACUCAAGAAAUCCCCCAGGAGUCACUGGGAAAAGUGGUUUUCCAGAAGGGCUUGGGGGCUCAGGAUCACACCCCCUUCCUCUUGAGGCUCUCCUUCCAGUAAGUAGCCCCUGUCUUUCUGCAUCUUUAGUCUCUUCUGCAUUCCUCUUCACAAUCUAUAAAUAUCCCCAAGUUCCUCCCAUUUUAAAACCAAACCAAACCAAAGUAAAACUCCUCCCUUAGCCCUGCCUUCCCACCCCCUCAUCUCGUGUCAUUUGGCUGUCUUUCUCUCUCUCUCCCACAGUCUUUGCCUCCUCAGCAAAAUUUUAGGUCAGUACCGCCUGCAUUUCCUCUGGCCAAACCCACUCAACCGGCUGUCUGCUUACACCCACCUCCAGGAAGGCAGCAGGGGUCCUCUUGGACCGGCCCCUCUUGUUUCCCUGCUCACAGACUGGGUAUCAUUCCAUGAAUUUCCCCCCUGUAUUGUUUGUUUUAUUUAGAUCAUUCUAGGCUUUAUUGACUUUUAAAAGAGGAUAAAAAAGUAAAACAAAUUAAGAAUUAACAGCAAGUAUCUUGACUCGAGCAGGAUUCAUAUCUGCCUACAAACAAAAUUUUUUUUUCUCUCGCUAAAAACAUUAAGAAAAAUGAACCAGAAUGACUUCUAUCUAGUCACAUUAGACUAGACCAUUGUCUAAGAAGCUUCCUUAGAAUCAUUUGUCACCGCAAGAGGGGUGUAGUGACUAUUUUCUAAUGACCAAAGCCCGCACCUUGCAAAUGUAGAAGUUAACUUACAGAAGACUGGUAAAUUGCAAAUGAGUUUUGGUACGGAUGCAAACAAAUUCUGCCCCAUACAAAUAUAUUCUGUUCAAUAGGAAUGAUAACCCCGGAAGGUCCCGUUUCACGGGAUUGUAGGGCAUCCACCAGAUUUGCAUCAAAUUUAGCAAGCAGUUUAUUUCAGCAUUUUUUAUUUCAUUGACUGCCUAUGUCUUUUCUGGCAUCCGCCUUGGAAAGAGCGUUCUGUUCUCGUUGAGUUACGUACAUCCUUGACACCAACUCCAUGCUUAUGUGGGUUAUACUUUGAAUGUUUUGGAAAGGGAUUGUUGGGGGAGUCAGCUUUUGAUCAGAGGUCAGGUGAAGGCUUGGGAGUUAAGUGCUUUUGCAAAGACUCAUUGUAAAGGAGUCUUCAGACAAUACUCGCUAGCCCUUCAAACGUGCCAGGCGCGAUUCCGACUGGGUCCGGGCCUCGGGCGUCUGACGUGGCCCAUUUCUGGCGCCCUGCCAGGUCACGCCCCAGGGGAGCCACAGACUGGGUCCGCGAGCCCAACGGGCCCAGUCUUCUUGUUCCCUAAAAGUGACGUGCCAGGGUUGGAAUUCCUGGUACCGAGCGCAGAAGCGUAAAUAGGACCGGAAUACGAUUCACGAGGGGGCGCUGCUGGCGAAGACUAAGAAAUGAAGGGCUCAGCGGGACAAUGAACGCGAGCUUGGGGCGGAGCGAAUGGGGCGGGGCCUCCUGCAGCGUAGCCAAUCAGCUUGCCCUAUAGGGGCCGCCGGGUCAGGGGCGGGGCCCUCUCAGCUCCGCCCCAAGCCUCACUGGCUCGGCUCCCUCGGGCACCACGCCUGCGCAGACUGCUCCACGCCCACUCGCCCCCCACCGCCGCGCGUACGUUCCGGCGCUCCCGUGAGGCAUUGCGAGGCGCGCGGGGUGCAGCCCAGUGGACGCGGUCCCGAGCCGAGGAAGAAUCACAAUAGAUUCUAAAAAUAUUUUCCCCUUCUCUUUGGACUUACGUAAAAAUUGGUUUUGUUUCUACUUGGAUUUAUUUUUUAUAAAUAUAGCACCAUAAACCCAUAUCAGAUACAUAAAACUGGGGUGGUAAACCAUGAGUUCUGGGUAUGAAUUUGUGGAAACAUUAAAAAAAAUUGGUUAUCCCAAAGCUGAUAUUCUUAAUGGAGAAGAUUUUGACUGGCUGUUUGAAAAUGCUGAAGAUGAAUCAUUUUUGAAAUGGUUUUGUGGGAAUGUGAAUGAACAGAAUAUAUUGUCUGAAAAAGAAUUAGAAGCUUUUAGCAUUCUUCAGAAAUCAGGCAAACCCAUCCUAGAAGGGUCAGCAUUGGAUGAAGUUCUUAAAACCUGUAAAACUUCUGAUCUGAAGACACCUAAACUGGAUGACAAAGAGCUAGAGCAAUUAGAGGAUGAGGUUCAAACUCUGCAGAGAUUAAAAAACCUAAAAAUCCAGCGACGCAAUAAAUGCCAGUUGAUGGCUUCAGUAAGUAGCCACAAAUCUCUGAGAUUGAAUGCUAAAAAAGAAGAAUCUACUAAAAAACUGAAGCAAAGUCAAGGAAUUCUAAGUGCUAUGAAUACUAAGCUCAGUAAUGAACUUCAGGCCCUUACUGAUGGAGUUACUAAAUUGAUGAUGUUCUUUAGACAUUCUAAUUUAGGUCCAGGAACAAAUCCAAUGGUGUUUUUAUCUCAGUUUUCCUUGGAAAAAUAUCUAACCCAAGAAGAGCAAAGCACAGCAGCAUUAACCUUGUAUACCAAAAAGCAGUUCUUUCAGGGUAUACAUGAAGUAGUUGAAAGUUCAAAUGAAGAAAAUUUUCAACUAUUAGAUAUACAUGCUCCAUCUAUUUGUGAUAAUCCUGAAAUCCUUGAGGAGAGACGACUAGAGAUGGCUAGGCUGCAGCUAGCAUACAUCUGUGCUCAACAUCAGUUGAUUCACUUAAAAGCAAGUAAUUUGGGCAUGAAGUCAAGCAUAAAAUGGACAGAGGAGAAUCUUCAUAACCUCACCAGCAAGGCUGUUGGCAAAGAAAAUUGGGAGGCUAAAAUUUCUAGCUUGAACAGUGAGAUUCUGAAACUUGAAGAACAAAUCACUCAUAUAAAAUACAAAACUUUGCCUGCUGUGGUAAAAGAGAAUGCCCAGUUAUUGAAUAUGCCAGUUGUAAAGGGAGAUUUUGAUCUGCAGAUUGCUAAACAAGAUUAUUACACAGCAAGACAAGAGUUGGUUUUAAAUCAGUUGAUAAAACAAAAGGCAUCAUUUGAACUUGUACAGUUAUCAUAUGAACUUGAAUUAAGGAAACAUUGGGACACAUAUCAUCAGCUUGAAAACCUGGUUCAAGAACUUAGUCAAAGUAACAUGAUGCUCUACCAGCGAUUAGAAAUGUUAAGAGAUCCAUCAGUCUUUCAGGAAAUAAAUCCAAGGAAUACCAUUGAUACCAAGGAUUAUUCUACUCAUAGGCUUUAUCAGCUUUUAGAGGGAGAGAAUAAAAAAAAAGAAUUGUUUAUAACUCAUGGAAACCUGGAGGAAGCAGCUGAGAAAUUGAAACAGGAAGUUUCUCUAGUACAAGAUCAGUUGGCAAUAUCUGCUCAAGAACAUUUUCUUUUUCUGUCCAAAUUGAAUAAUAACGUUGAUGUGCUUUGUGAUGUUUUGUAUCAAGGAGGAAAUCAGCUUUUGCUUAGUGAUCAGGAGUUAACAGAGCAGUUUCAUCAAGUUGAAUCCCAACUGAAUAAGCUAAAUCAUCUCCUUACCGAUAUUCUUGCUGAUGUGAAGACAAAAAGAAAAAUUUUGGCAACUAAUAAAUUGCAUCAAAUGGAAAGAGAAUUAUAUGUAUAUUUUUUAAAAGAUGGAGACUAUCUGAAAGAUGUCGUGGAGAAUCUAGAAAACCAAUCAAAGAUUAAGGCUGUUAGUCUUAAAGAUUGAAAAUUACUAAAAACUGAAUCUUUAUUUCCCAUGCUGUUUUAAUGCUUUAUGUAAUAGAAUGAGAAUGUAUCUAAUAAACAUGACUAUAUUUUAAAAUUUGAGAUCAAUGGAAUAUUUCGUUUAAUGAAUCCAAGUGUUACAGAGGUUGAAUAUCCCUAAUCAGAAAAUCCAAAAUGCUUCAAAACCUGAAACUUUUUAAGUGCAGGCAUGACACCAUGAGUGGAAAAUUUCACAUCUGACUGCAUGUUACCUAAUACAGGUGCACUAAGAAUAUUGUAUAAAAUUAUAUGUGUAUAAGUUGUAUAUGAAACAAGCAAUUUCAUGUUUAUACUUGGUUCCCAUCCCCAAGAUAUCCCAUCUUGCAUAUGCAAAUAAUCUAAAAUCUGAAGUACUUUUGAUCCCAGACAUUUCAGAUAAGAGAUAUUCAACUUUUAUUGUUUUUUCCCCCCUUAUAUAAUUGUUCAAAGUACCAGUGCUUUGAUUAUUUGCUAGAUGGCACUUAGUUUGGUAAAUGUUUGCUUACAGUAACACAAAUAUUUUUUAAGUUUUUCUUUUACUAUUUUUUUAAAAGUAGAAGCUGUUAAGUAUUUAUAAAAAUGUGUAGAACUUUGAAUUGGCCUUUUUCAGUCUAUAGACCUUAAUGCACUAGUGCCUCCUUUUUGAGUUGCUUUCCAAGGUUUUAUUUUCUGGAGGUCAACUAUGAUCUAAAAAUAUUAACUGGAAAUAGUAAGUUUUUGAAAUAUUUUUAUUUGCUCUUUUUUAGAAAUAUAUGACAGUAUGUUUUGACAUAUUAUACAUACAUGGAGUAUAACUUAUUCUAAUUAGGUUCGCAUUCUUGUGGUUGUACAUGAUGAAUUUCACUGCUCGUGUGUUCAUAUGUGCACAUAGGAAAGUUUUGUCCAAAUCAUUCUGCCUUUUAUGUUCCUGUCUCCUCUCCCUUCCCUUCUUUCCCAUUUGUCUACUCUAGUGAACUUCUAUUCUUCCCGCCCUCUGUUAUGUGUGAGCAUCCACCUAUCAGAGAGAACAUUUGAUCUUUGGUUUUUUGGGAUUGACUUAGGAAAUAGUAAGUUUUAAGUUUUUAAGUUGCGUGCCACACUAUAGUGUGAUGAAAUCUCAAACCAUCCCGCUUGGUUUAUGAAUCAUUCCUUUUCUCAGCAUAUCUGAGUUGUAUAUGCUACCUGCCCAUUAGUAAGUUGGUAACCUUGUCAUUUAUCAGAUGCUUAGAGUUCAAUAAGGUCUGUAGUUUCAGUCAUGUACUGGGGUUUGGAAUGUAUCCCCCAUGGGUAAGAAAGGACUACUAUAUAUGAAAUAGCUAAAUUCCCUUAUAGUUACUUAAACUGUAUUUUCUCCUAAUUCCCUGCUAUAGACUUUGAGACACUGAAUAUUCCUACUUGUAAGAGUGUCAGGACUCCACUGGCCAUUUUCAUUUCAGGCACUGGGUUCUGGGAGCCAAUGUUUCUGCAAGAGAGCUCUCAGUAGUGUUUUGUCUUUAGGUCAUAAAUAGCUUUCAAAUGAAAUUUGAAAUUUAAAUUUCAAAAUCACAUAAAAGUGGUUGCUAAGAGGAUUCAUGAUGAACAUUUGAAUUUUCUUAGGAGUGAAAAUCUUUAAAUGAUGGAAUAUAUUUAAUAUGGGUUAUUAGUGUAGAUUUGGACAUUAUUUUAAAAAUUAGUAUAAAAUAAUUUUGAGUACUUGAUCAGUUAUAUGAAAUAGUCCCUGAAAGCCCAGUUUAUACAUGGUCUUUGUUAAACAUGUUGUGAACUUUGUAUGGAUAACCUUUAAGAAUAUUCCCUGCUUGUUAUAUGGAAUGACUAUCUAAAAACUAUUCAUACCAGGUGUUUUUUAAAAGUUUCAGAUGGUUUUUAAUAAAUGUUUCAGCUUUAUCAGGAAAUAGGCAUGCUUCAGGGACAAUAAGCCCCAUUAAUUUUGUAAUCCAUUGAACAAAAAGGUUCUUACCAAUUUUUGUAUCUGUUAUUUUAAAAAAAUAUUUUUAUUAAGUAAUAAACUUGAAAUUUUUUAACACUAAAUUUUGUGUAAUAUUUAGCUAUCAGCUUCUCAUUUGAGUGAUUUCUUUGCUAUUUAUUUUUUCCUGUUCUGUUUUUCCUAUACUAUUAAACAGUACUGUUUAAAUUAGUGCCAGAUAAUUUAGAUGUGUGACCAGAUGUUUGAUCUGCACUGUCCCUACUUAUACUUUUACCUGCUUAGUCCAGUAGGGCUGAGCCAGUGGGGCUUAGUAGGGCCAAUAGGGUUGAGCAAUAUAAGGAUGGCAGUUGUGUGUUUUCCAUAAUAACCCAAAUCAGUUGUAAUUGUGUUUUCAGCUUUGUAUACUUCAAGGUUAGUAAAAGACAUUUUCCAAAACUGAGGAUGUGUUUGAGUAGGUUGUUUACUUCAAAUUGGUUAACUUCAUAAUUAGUUCUUCUGUUUACUAUUAUCCCAAUUGAACUUCUAGUUAUUGUUUUUCUUACUAUUUAUUUGUAUUACAAGAUGAUUGAAACCUGUA
This is a messenger RNA of Sciurus carolinensis (gray squirrel), 10852 nucleotides long. RefSeq names its product HAUS augmin like complex subunit 3 (gene Haus3). The coding region runs from base 6544 to 8355 and encodes 603 amino acids. Gene Ontology annotation, biological process: spindle assembly; centrosome cycle. Gene Ontology annotation, cellular component: centrosome; mitotic spindle; HAUS complex. The record is from RefSeq and is a predicted model, not a curated record. Lineage: Eukaryota; Metazoa; Chordata; Mammalia; Rodentia; Sciuridae. The transcript has 5 exons.